AUGGAGGUUGAGGAAGCGGGAGAAGAAGAGGUGCAGGCGCGGGAGAAAAAGGAGGAUGCGCCGGCAAAGGAGCUCGACCUCCUCGGCGCGCUCGGGUCGGAGGUGCCGGAGGGGAAGGCCGUGGAGGCGGUGGCAUCGGGCAAGGGGAAGGAGAAGGCAGCAAUGGUGGCGGCGGAGGAGAAGUCGCCGGCGGCUUCGGGAGGCGGCGAGAAGAAGCGCUCGUUCAAGUGCAACUACUGCCAGCGCAAGUUCUACACCUCGCAGGCGCUGGGCGGCCACCAGAACGCGCACAAGCGCGAGCCGGCCGCGGCCGCCGCGGCUGGGCGCGGGCUGUACGGCGGCGCCGACCCCUUCGUGCCGCCGCACCACCUCCGCCUCCCGCACGCCUGGCCGUACUCCGCCGGCACCGGCAGGCCCUCGUCGUUCCUGGGGUUCGGCCGGGGCGCCGCCGCCGCGCCGUUCUACGGCGCGUACCACGGGUGGCCGGCCGGGCACGCCCAGCCGUCCAUGGCGGGGCUCGCGCGCCACGACCGCCCCGCGUACCCUCCUCAUGGCUACGGGUACAGCACGUCGUCGUCGAGGGCCCCAGCCCCAGCCCCAGCUCCUACCGUCCUCGACUCCGGGAUGCCUGGGCUCCGGUGGGUCGGCGGCGAUGCCGCUGCCAGCGGCGACCACGGCGUAGCGCAGCAAGAAGAGGGGCAGCAGCAGCAGGCGGAGGCGCAGAGUUGCAAGAUAGACCUGAACCUCAGGCUCUAG
Panicum virgatum (switchgrass) is the source of this 756-nucleotide messenger RNA. Its product is annotated as zinc finger protein 3-like. Lineage: Eukaryota; Viridiplantae; Streptophyta; Magnoliopsida; Poales; Poaceae. Bases 1 to 756 code for a protein of 251 amino acids. The record is from RefSeq and is a predicted model, not a curated record. The transcript has 2 exons. Gene Ontology annotation, biological process: negative regulation of abscisic acid-activated signaling pathway.